Spirometra erinaceieuropaei is the source of this 843-nucleotide messenger RNA. The record is from the annotation of a GenBank genome assembly. NCBI's taxonomy places the organism in Eukaryota, Metazoa, Platyhelminthes, Cestoda, Diphyllobothriidea, Diphyllobothriidae.
AUGGUUCCCGAGAUCGCCUUUUCUUCUCAAUUAUGUCCGGGGACGCGCAUCUUCGCUUCUAUUAGCAAUAUUUUCCCGCGCGAAGCGCUUGAGUCUGCACGACGUUGGGAAAUAUUCACCCUUCGUGUGUCUUCUACGUACGCGCAAAUACAAUUCCUCCACAGAUGCCUUGACAAUCAUGUGCUUCCGAAGAGCCUGUCGUACAGGCCACCGGUGAACACAAGUCUGGCCAAACGGUGGGUGGCUGAACAUGGCAGACGAAUGAUUCGGGCGCUUCUCCAAGAUUGCCAUCUUCGACUGCGUAAAUACAACAGGGUUUUGAGCCAGGCGGUUACAAAGUGCGUCGAACUUAUCGGUGAUGACGGAGUCGCGCAGUUGCAAGAAGUGAUUAAUAAACGGGCCCGGAACCUGCGAGCAACAAGAGAUGCCGAGCUGGCGGUCAAGCUCCAAAGCAUAAGCAAAUCAUCUCAAGAGGAGAACCAAGUCCUGGUGCACAAUAUGUCCUCUAAGCAGCUGACUCCUGCACAAAUGAAAGUGCUGAGUCAUGAGGCUUGCUUCAACACCACAGACGCCGAUCCAGUCAAUCUCGUGGCCACGGUAGAGUCGAUUCUCAAACAAACCGGGGAAUCCGACGAAACAAAGCAUCUCAUUGGACAGCAGGUAGCCUCCUUGGCGAUGUCACACAAACCGCGUGCAACUAUUACCAAGGCCGAGCAGAGCGCUCUCAAGACACUGAGGGCUGACACCAGCAUCGUGAUUCUACCAGCCGACAAAGGGCGUUCCACAGUUGUGAUGGAUAAGGCAGACUACAUUCAGAAGGCCAAUGUCCUACUGGAGGACUGA